Messenger RNA from Plasmodium inui San Antonio 1, 564 nucleotides. RefSeq lists its product as hypothetical. The record is from RefSeq and is a predicted model, not a curated record. Bases 1 to 564 code for a protein of 187 amino acids. NCBI's taxonomy places the organism in Eukaryota, Apicomplexa, Aconoidasida, Haemosporida, Plasmodiidae. The transcript has a single exon.
AUGGAGGAGGAGGAGAAAAUACCUGAUGAAAAAACACCUGAUGAAAAAACACCUGAUGUGAAGAUACCUGGUGAGAAGAUACCUGGUGAGAAGAUACCUGAUGAAAAAACACCUGAUGUGAAGAUACCUGGUGAGAAGAUACCUGGUGAGAAGAUACCUGAUGAAAAAACACCUGGUGAGAAGAUACCUGGUGAGAAGAUACCUGAUGAAAAAACACCUGAUGUGAAGAUACCUGGUGAGAAGAUACCUGGUGAGAAGAUACCUGGUGAGAAGAUACCUGAUGAAAAAACACCUGAUGUGAAGAUACCUGGUGAGAAGAUACCUGGUGAGAAGAUACCUGGUGAGAAGAUACCUGGUGAGAAGAUACCUGGUGAGAUGUUACCUGGACAAAUGGCAUCUGAACAGAUGACACCCAGACAAAUAGUACAGGCGAAGAUGCCGUCUGUGUCCACAAAUCAAGAAAAAGUUAAACAUGACGAAGAACAUCACGAUAACCAAAAAGAUAAACCAAGUGAACUUCGUAAGCGCAGUGAGCAAAAUGAACCAUCACAAAUUACGAAGUAA